AUGGCGCUGCUCAUGUCAGUGGUAUCUUUCACAUUUUCACUAUUUUUGACACCGUUUCUUAUGUUCUUACUUGCCAUUAUAUUUCUGGCAUCAAUCGGUAAAUCACUUGGAAUAAGGAAACUUUAUAUCAAGCUACUUCUCACAUUAUUCGAGUAUGGCAGGCAGAAUAUCGAAAAAGUGCGGAAGGAAAAGAAUAACUACGAUCGUGGAGCGGGGGAAAGUGAGGACGAAGGCGGCGGUUCUUCUCCAUCGACUGAAAUCCCUCCCACAACUAUAAUAAAUAAAAAACCCAAGGAAAAUUGUACAAAUGGAUCCCUUGGUAAUACAGUAAUUGCAAGAUCCAAAGAGUUGAUCCUCGUACCUGAACCAGAUACACAUAAAGACAAUACGUCUGAGACACAGGAGGAAAAAUCCAGUUGCGUUGACAAUAAAAAUGAGCGAGUUCUCAGUCAACAAAAAUCGUUUGAGGCCCUUGAAACCGUGUUUGAUCCGGCAUUUUGCUUGGACUACAUUAAAGCGGGUGUGGAGGCCAUAAUUGAGGACGAAGUAACGUCGAGAUUUGAAGCUGAAGAAUUAAAGAACUGGAACCUCCUGACGAGAACCAACAGACGAUAUGAAUUCAUAUCCUGGAGAUUAACUGUCAUAUGGAUGUGUGGAUUUUUCAUGAGAUACUGUUUCUUAUUACCACUGAGAAUUCUAAUUUGUCAUAUUGGUGGUUACAAUCUCCUAAUAGCAACAGCAAUCAUCAGUUUUCUCCCGAAUGGCCGUCUGAGAACUUGGAUUCAUGACUUGCUGUAUACAAAUUCCUUUCGUCUAAUAGCUAGAUCAUUAUCAAGUGUAAUAAAUAUUCACAAUCCAGAGUACAAACCGAAACCAGGUGGCAUUUGUGCAGCUAAUCAUACAUCGAUUCUCGAUGUAUGCAUCUUGUCGACGCAGACGACUUUUUCAUUGAUUGGGCAAAGACAUGGGGGAUUUUUAGGGAUUUUGCAGCGAGCAUUAGCGCGUGCCUCUCCUCACAUUUGGUUUGAGCGGUCGGAGGUGAAAGACAGGGAAGCUGUUACGAAAAGGUUGAAACAGCACAUUUCGGAUCCUACGAAUCCUCCAAUUUUAAUAUUCCCCGAGGGUACCUGUAUCAAUAAUACAUCAGUCAUGCAGUUCAAGAAGGGCAGCUUCGAAGUUGGUGGAGUUAUUUAUCCAGUAGCAAUUAAGUACGAUCCAAGAUUCGGCGACGCCUUCUGGAAUAGCAGUAGAUACUCAAUGCUGCAAUACCUGUAUAUGAUGAUGUCCAGUUGGGCGAUUGUCUGUGACGUAUGGUAUCUUCCACCAAUGUACCGAGGAGAUGGUGAAAGUGCCAUUGACUUCGCCAAUCGUGUCAAGUCUGUGAUUGCGAGGCAAGGUGGCCUUGUUGACCUACAAUGGGACGGCCAACUGAAAAGAAUGAAACCGAAGAAGGAAUGGAGAGAAAAACAACAGGAAGAAUUCAGUAAACGCCUCAAGGUGGAAUAGAUGAGAUUUACUGCCGCUAGUCACGAACUUUUACACUAACCAAAUGAUCCAAAAAUAUUGGGCAAUCUGUGCAUAAGGCUCACGUAAACCGAGUCAAUUUGUGAGUGAUUCAUCGGGGCUAACUAGAGUAAAAAAAUAAAACAACAAACUGAUCCAUACGUGGUAAACGAGACCUAAGCAUUAUCAUUUGGAUAUUUUUAUUUUCAAUGACCCAUUCGCAUACCUUAUCUAUUGUUUACAAUGAUAAAUAGUUUUACUGACGAGGAUUAAUUUCCUGUAAUCGUUGGUUAAAGCGUAUGUGAAUCGGUCAUUGAAUUAUGAACAAAUUGUCUUUUAGAGAAUUUUCAUGAUGAGAGUAAGUAGCAUCAUGGAUGUGGGUGUAUUUUGAUAUUUUCAAGCCAUAUGAAAUAUUUUUUCCGGAGUAAUUAUGAGGUUAAACUCGUUUUCCCUGCUUUGUGUUACCGUAGAGCCAAAAAUUAUCUAUGUAUAUUUUGCUACUUUUAUAUUUCCAACCAUGAAAGAAACAAAAUCUUUCCAAAAACCCCAUGAGCCACAAAUCAUUGGCUGGGGAAUGGGUCUUCAGGCGUUUGUGGUAAAAUAAGUUGAUUUUUUUUAGAUUUUAAGAGAGUUGUGUCGAAAGUGAAAAACUCAAAUUGAUAGUGAAGUGGUAAAACGUGCGUUUUGUAUUUAACUAGUAAAUGUAACAUUGUGAGAGGUGUACUUCAGACUUUCUUCUCAUAUGCUUGUGAAUCGACAUUGAAAAUCAUUAUUAAUUGAAAGAUUUUGUUUCAUUAUUCGCUCACUACGAUGUUCAUCAGAAUUGUUGCCGCAUAAGUACAAUUUCAUAAAAGAAACAUUGGAAAAUCUGGAAAUCUAUCUGGUCUGAUGUAUCAUAGAAAAGUAAAACCACAUCUAGUAUUUCGUUGAAAAAAGGCAGCGAAAUGAUCAACAUAUUUCAUUGUGAAAGAUGACUCAAGAAUCACGAAAGUUGAGGAACAAAUAUUCUCAUAGUCUUCAUAAGACAAAAGAUUAACUAUCGAUUUCUCCUUUUCACGCUAACUAUUCAAUUUUAAUCCAAUGCAUUGUAAUGAAUUACCGACAAUAUGACUCGAUUUUGUCUGAACGAUUGUGAAAUAGAAUUAAUCUCCGAGAUUCGUGAAAGUGAUAAUGCUCGAUGAACCAUGUUUAUUUGUCAAGUAUUUGUUGACGGGAGUAUUUUUGUAAUAAAAUUAAUAUUUCGCAUGCUUCACAUAAUUCAAGUAGUUCUCUAAUAUUUUUGUAAUUUUCCACUUGACAAAUAAACAUAACGAUUUAUUAGUUAAUUCAUAUUUUUUCGAAAACGCACGGAAAUAAUGAUUCAUCAUUGCGUUAAACGCAAAUUGUUUAACUAGUCACGAAUAAUUUCGUUUAUUAUCUAGUACUAUUGGACCUAUUAUCGUUGUCAUCUGUUGGCAUCGUACUUGAUACUUAACAAAUUAUGACAGAUGACUCGACCGCAAUCCUUGAUCAAUUAAUUUAAAACAUAAUGAAAAAGUUUUUUGCAUAAAAUUCUCAUAUCCUUUGGUAUUUUUUAGUGGAAAUGUUUUCAUCAUGACAUGGAAUUUUACUCAUAUGAAUUAAAUUUGUAAAAUUAGUUUUGUCUUCAGAUUUCGAUCAAUCAGAUCACUGUUUUUGAGGUCAAGUAGCACCGUCAUAUCAAUGUCCUUUUGAUAGUCCCCCUGGCUAUCUGACUUAUCAAAACAGUAAUUUCACAGUCGCACAUCGAUUUUUUUUUAUUUGACAGAUUCUGUGAGAGAGUUAUUAGACAGACUGCGUUGGUCCUGAUUGACUAAAAAUGAUUAAAUUGAUCUGACUGCUCGUAAUCUGAGAAAAAUGAUCCUUCGAAUACCCAGCAACCUUCGAAAUUCAUCGUCCAGUUAUUCUCAUGUUUUCCUAUGUAGCAACGAAAGUGAUACGUUUGGCCCUAAAAUCCGUCGCGGUAUCGGUUCGGAAUCUGAAUCAGCCGAGUUAAGCCUCUCGUUGUUAAACAACAAAACAUUACUGAAAUUAUCCGAUAAUUUUCACAAUUUGAGGGCAUCACAAUCGAUUAUUUUUCCCUUGCAAAAUGUCCGCCAAUAGAAUUGCCGCAUUUGACGUUAUUUUUUCUAGUCCGCAUGAUGUUCACGUCAGAGUUUCUGAUAUUUUUGCUGGUGAUUUCUCAUAUCGCCUAUAUUUAAACAUAAAAAGUCAAUUAAUCCAUGAACACUUUAUCUAAUUUUAUGGAUUAACCCCUCACGUAUGGGGUGUUGAGUUCGCCGCGACGCUGUCCACCAUCAAAAAUAAAAAACAUUUUUUCCAAAACUAUAAAGAGAACCGUUUGGAAAAUAAAUCAAAUUAUCUUUCUAUUUCUUUCUAUAAAGAAAGUUUGGUAAUGACAGUUCAUCUUUAAACGGAUCAGCUCAACGUAAAACGGUCUCGUUGAUUGCGAAAACUUUCACCAGUAAUUUUGAAACUUUUAUCAUGAAUAUUUUAAAGGUUUACCCAUUGAAAGAUACAAGUAUGUCAGGUUUUCUACUAUCAAAUAUUCACUGCAUCCGUGUGCUUUACUAAUUAAUAAUUUUGUUAGAAUUGUGGGAAGUUUACUAACGAAAUUGGGAGCCCGGGGGCGCCCCUCGAUGCGGACAAUUCGCGGCGCAGAGAUCCCUUACGUGAGAAGUUAUGGAAUAUGAAACGAAUUAUAAUUUUGUAAUUUUGAAUUAUAAUUUUCUCUCGUGGUGUAAUUCUAUUGACUGAAGUUUGGAUGGAAAAUAAUUCCCCCAUCCCAUACCACUCGAACUCCAAAAUUAUUUGGCCAUAUACCUCAAGGUUCCCUGUAAACAAAGUGCUAGUUUAUCAAAAACAGUAAAAUAUGAAAUGAGGCGAUAAAAGUGUGAUUGAACCACUGUGAAUUUAUAAUCAGAUACCGAAAACCGAACUAAUUGCAAUCCCAUGAAUUGAAUGAUACUUUCAUUGCUGUAGCAUAUACACUAUUUUAUAUUGUUGGACAUAGAAAACAAGUGGUAAAAUACGAGAUUUAAAACUUAAUUUACGAGAUUUCUAAACUUGUAAAUUACAAUUGUGAAAACGGAAAUUACAUUCAAAAAAGCCUAAAUUACGAGUUCCUAUCUCGUAAAUCACGAUUUCAAAAAACGUAAAUUAUGAGAUCUGAUCUAGUAAAUUACAUUUUUUGGAACGUAAAAUACGAGAUCCAACCUGGUGAUUUGCGUGCCCGUCAUUUACGACAGCUCAAUCAUCAAAAAUCCUUGAUUUUUAUAAAACAAAAAGACAAACUUUUUUUGUCAAUAUGAAAUCUUUACAUUUCAGAUGAUUCUGAAUCAUGCGAGGCCAUUUUUCAGAGAUAUUUUUUUUUUAUUUUUUAAAUUAAUUUCGAAAAUGUUACGAAAGACGCUUAUUCAACCAAUAAAAAAUCUGUAAGUGCCAAAUUGUUCAAAUUUCCCAUUAGCAUUCUGCAACCGCAAAAAUUACGGCUCAGACAACAAUUUCACGCGACUAAAAAUCUCUACAGCACUCGUCCUGACAUGUACUACUGCGUUUCAUGCUAUGUUUUUUUAAUUGAAAAAAUUUUACUUCUUCAUUUGUAUACACGGAACUUAUUGGGAAAUACAUAUGAAUUUGGGAGUUCUUGGAGCAUUACAUGUAUAUUGAUGUCAACAUAAGUUCCCUUUGACAAUCUACCCCCAUCACAUGAAUUUCAUAUACAAACCCGUGCUCCCCCCUCGUUUUUUUCAAAAGAAAAACUGAAGUCUACUUCAGUAUAAUUAUUUUUUCUGGUUUUAACUAAUCAGAGUGCGGUAUUCAGAGUCCCGUGACACCUUCACGUUAUUUUCACUAUAAUAAUUUCCUUAGCUAGAGGUCAUUCAUCAGUAGUCAUACCACUAGUGCUCCAAACUUAUCGGAUAUUUCUCGGUAGCUUCGUCCCCUAGAAACGAUCGUACUGCACCCUCAGGAUGUUAAUCAGCCAAACUUAACUCUCUCGUUGUCACACAACAAAACAAUCGUGAAAUGAUCCGAUAAUGUUGAAGGUCUUGGGAUAUUACAAUCGCAAAUUGUGUGUUUGGAUGGGUCAGUUGAUAAAAUUGGGUAAUUACGUAUCUUGCUGAUUUGUUUUCUAAUAGGGAAGAUAAUGUUGAAAUAAACGUUUGUAUUAUACAUUUGAA
This is a messenger RNA of Diachasmimorpha longicaudata, 5702 nucleotides long. RefSeq names its product glycerol-3-phosphate acyltransferase 3 (gene Gpat4). Gene Ontology annotation, cellular component: endoplasmic reticulum. Gene Ontology annotation, biological process: triglyceride biosynthetic process. The transcript is spliced from 9 exons. The record is from RefSeq and is a predicted model, not a curated record. Lineage: Eukaryota; Metazoa; Arthropoda; Insecta; Hymenoptera; Braconidae. Bases 1 to 1506 code for a protein of 501 amino acids. Gene Ontology annotation, molecular function: glycerol-3-phosphate O-acyltransferase activity.